AUGGCAACUACAUCAUCGCUCAAGUGUUCCAGUUGUGGAAACAACACAUUCACAAGGGACAUACAUACGUCCUCUUCCGACUUGUCCUGUACGGUAUGUGGUGUCGUGCUAGAGGAGAACCCGAUCGUCUCGGAAGUGACGUUUGGUGAGACAGCAAGUGGAGCUGCAACCGUUACCGGUGCCUUUGUUGGCUCGGACCAGGCGCGUGCUAACUUUUCUGGGAACAGAAACGCACUGGAAUCCAGAGAACAGACUCUUUCCAACGGUAAAAGGAAGAUAAAAAACGUCGCCUUGGCCCUGAGAAUACCCGAUUAUAUUUCUGACUCGGCAUAUAGUUGGUUUCAACUAGCUUUAGCCCAAAACUUUGUGAGGGGAAGAAGGUCCCAGAACGUUAUUGCUGCUUGCCUUUACAUAGCGUGCAGAAAGGAAAAGACUCAUCAUAUGCUAAUAGAUUUCUCUUCAAGAUUGCAGGUGUCGGUUUUUGCUGUUGGAGCAACUUUCUUGAGGCUGGUUAAGACAUUACACAUUCACGAUCUUCCCUUGGCCGACCCUUCUUUGUUUAUUGAGCAUUUCGCUGAGAAGCUAGAUUUCGGGGACUUGAAGUCCAAGGUGGUGAUUGAUGCCACCAAACUGUCACAUCGCAUGGCAAAAGACUGGAUUAAUGAGGGAAGACGACCAGCCGGGAUUGCUGGCGCCUGCUUGCUUCUUGCGGCCAGAAUGAACAACUUCAGAAGAACUCACUCUGAGAUCGUUGCAGUGACACGCGUAGGUGAAAUCACUAUUCAAAGAAGAUUGAACGAAUUUAAGAGUACGAAAGCCGGUACUUUGACGGUGAAUGAAUUCCGCGAGGCUGACCGAAUUGAAGGUUCCUUACCACCCUCAUUUGUCAGGAGCAGACAGAAAGAAGAUGUGAUGCGCAUGAAGUACAAAAAGUAUCAGGAAUCUGAAACUUUUGAGAACGGCGACAGCGAUCUUUUGAAGAGUGUGUUAAAGGACGGUGUGUUGGCUGAAAACGAAGUGUCGGAAUACUUGAAAAGAAUAUUGGAGAAACAGAGGGAGCAUCUAUCUAGACAGCUCAAGAGCGUUCCUGUACUCGAGAUCAACUACAAAUCGAAGGAGAUAGAUCCUAUAAUGAGAAUGAUCGAUGAAAACAGACCGAAGAACCUGGCUGGAUCUUUGCCCAAAACCCAAGACCUUUUGGCAAAAGUGUCGUCAGGACCUAUAGGUCCGGAUGAUAUGGACGAGGAUGAGAUGGCUUCGAUGUUAUUGUCCGACGAAGAGUCGAAGCUGAAAGAACGAGUCUGGGUUGGCCUCAACCAAGAUUUCCUCAUUGAGGCAGAGAACAAACGUCUCAAGCAGGAAGCUGACCGUGUGGCAGGUCAUAAUCAACCCGCGAAGCGGAGGAGAAGAUAUAAAACUGAGAAUGUUGACCCAGACUUGGCGGAGCUGGCAUCCAACGAUCCCACCAAGAUGGGGCUUAAUGCAGCGGUCACCGAACUUGGGGAAGAGAUGAGUGCAGCCCAAAGCACCAGAAGUAUGUUGCAGAGGAAACCUUUCUCGAAAAAGAUUAACUACGAUGCCGUUAUGCUUAUGUUUCCAGAGGAGGAAAACCAAUAG
This is a messenger RNA of Kuraishia capsulata CBS 1993, 1617 nucleotides long. RefSeq lists its product as uncharacterized. The record is from RefSeq and is a predicted model, not a curated record. Lineage: Eukaryota; Fungi; Ascomycota; Pichiomycetes; Pichiales; Pichiaceae. Gene Ontology annotation, biological process: transcription by RNA polymerase III; DNA-templated transcription initiation; transcription preinitiation complex assembly. Gene Ontology annotation, cellular component: transcription preinitiation complex; nucleus; transcription factor TFIIIB complex. The transcript has a single exon. Gene Ontology annotation, molecular function: RNA polymerase III general transcription initiation factor activity; TBP-class protein binding; RNA polymerase III type 3 promoter sequence-specific DNA binding. Bases 1 to 1617 code for a protein of 538 amino acids.